UGCUCCCCGCUUAAAAUGCGAAAAAUUUUCCUAUUAAUUUUAAUGAAAAUCUGUAUGCACAUGACGUAAAAUAUAGAGUUUCAGUACUCGUAGUGAUUAUAGCCAAAGGUGUUCCGUUUCCUGCAUGAUGUGCAUCAUUUCAUUUUAUUUCAUUUUUUUUUCACCGAAUAUUAAACAAGAAUAAAUGAUGCAUCAUUUGCAUCAUUUGCAUCAUGCAUGAAACAAAAUGCACCUAAAGAACAGAUUUAUGUCAUGAGUGAUGAGUGCGGUGUAAUGCCGCAGACCAAAUUUGUUAUUCAUAAAAAUCAAACAUCCGCUUUUGCGAGAAGAUUCUCAAUAUAUUGAUCUUAUAAAAAAGUAUCGAUUUAUAUUUUUUACAUCACGUAAUAGUAGGUAAUCUUUUUAAGCGCCACUUUCAAAUCAAUUGUUUAAGUCAUAACAUGUAUACACACGGUAUUUAUUUAAUAGCCGGAUUUUAAAAAAUUGACAUUUUAAAUAUCUCGAAAAAACCCUUACCAAUGGCAAAGGUGAAAAGUGCAAACAACACGAUAUAUGAUUUAAUAAUUAUGUAUUACGAAGAAUGUGCUGGAAAAUGGCGAACAUUUUUAUAUCAUCCUAAUGUUUGUAUGUACAUUCUCAAAUUUAAGGAACAAUUUGUUCAUAAUCCAUUUCUCCAAGUGAUUAUCUUUGUUGUGGUAGCAUCGUUAUUAACUCCUAUUCUUCUCUUUGUUGUAUUUGCUAUUAUCAGUGCUGUAUUUGCAUUUAUCGGUUUUAUAAUGAUUCAAGUGACAGUUUUGGCUAUUGGUGCAAGUAUUUUAAGCUGCAUACUUUUCUGCAUUGCUAGUACUUUUAUAAUGAUAGGAUUAUGUAUCAUCUUUUCUUCUCUUUUCAUCUAUUAUAUAUUUUAUUAUACAAAUCAUGUAUUUAACCUCUUAACCUAUGAGAGAACCUGAUAAAAAAAUUUAGAUUGUUAUGUUCUUAAUAAGAUUAAAAAAAAAAAAAUAAAUAAAAAUUAAAAGCAUA
Cataglyphis hispanica is the source of this 1023-nucleotide messenger RNA. RefSeq lists its product as uncharacterized. Lineage: Eukaryota; Metazoa; Arthropoda; Insecta; Hymenoptera; Formicidae. The record is from RefSeq and is a predicted model, not a curated record. The coding region runs from base 519 to 953 and encodes 144 amino acids. The transcript is spliced from 4 exons.